Molecule: messenger RNA, 480 nt
Organism: Phycomyces blakesleeanus NRRL 1555(-)
Lineage: Eukaryota; Fungi; Mucoromycota; Mucoromycetes; Mucorales; Phycomycetaceae
Exons: 2
Coding region: 1-480 (159 amino acids)
Source: RefSeq, a predicted model, not a curated record
AUGAAGUUCAGAGGAACAAUCCAGACUGAUGGUAUUGGUAUUUCCGUUCUCAAGCAGACCCAAGGCACUACUCAAGGCCCGAAUCCCAGAAUGACUACCACAAUUGGCACAGAGCACACUCAUUACAUUCAUGACUUUACGCCAGAACAGCAUGAAAGUAUUCGCGGGCGCUGCGUCCUUAUUGAUCCUGGAAGAAGAGAUCUUUUAUACUGCAUUCACGAGGAGUCUACGGUGGAAACACCAAGAUGUUACCGGUACACCUCCAACCAAGAAAACGUCAGACUCAAAAGUGGCAAAGUUUCGUCGCAAUAUUUUUGGAUUACACAGUCCAAACCCCAGAUGUCUGUGAAAGUAGCAUUCGAUCAAGAUAGUAUGUUCCAGAGGGUUAUUGUGUCUGUUUGCGCGUAUGAGAGAGAAAGACUGAAAAGUGCAAGAGGACGGGUAAACUAUAAAGAGAUACGUUUCAGAGGGGUACCAUGA